CAGAGCAGGAUACGGAGAAACUUGUUUAGGGCGACUCCUUCUUACUUCCUACCUCCAUGGGAGACAGUAUCUGUUCCUGAGUCACGUGACAAUUAUCUCGACCUUACAUCCAACCCACUGUCCUUCUGCACCCAUCGACCAAAGCUGUAUAUAUAAUAAAGCGUCGUCAGCUCAAUGGACGAACCUGCACUUUGUCGCGAUCGCAGCGCUCCUGGUGGUUGCGCUGUGGAAACACAAUUAAUUGAACUGCGCAUGCUCCCCAUUUACAGUUGUUUUUGAACGUAAUGCUCAUGCUGGUUUCAAGAGCUCCUGCAUUGAUUUGACUCACGUACAUUUUUCUUUGCAGUUUCUAUCAAACGGAUCUUUUCAGACCCAAUUUCAUUAUUAUUUUCAUUUUUCUGACAUAAUGGCUUAUCGCUACUGCAGAUUUAAAGGCUGUAAUAGAAAGAUUGAAUCAAAAAGUGAUGGAAUACAUUUCUACAGAUUUCCCAAGGAAGAACAAAGAUGUCAAGCUUGGGUCAAGGCUUCGCAGAAUGAAAAGCUUGUGGGUGUUCCUGCCUCUGACCUACACAAAAGAGCCUAUCUAUGUAUGGUACAUUUUGAAGACUGGUGCUUCGUUAAUAUCACUACUAAACAUCGUUUAGUACACAAUGCAGUACCAUGUUCUACAAAACUCCAGGUGACAAAGGGUUUGGUUCCAGAUAAAGUGCCUGAGUUAAGUCACAUGACAGUGCCAAAUUCUGUGACAAAUGGUUCAGUUCGAGAUAAAAUGCCCGAGAUAAAUCAUAUCACAGUGCCAAGUUCUGAACAUCAUCAGUCAGAUUUUCAACAGGAAUUAAUAUCCAAUGUUCAAGGACCCAAUAAUCUUUAUCAAAAUGUCUGCUCCACUGAACUUUCAACUUGUAACGCAUCUUUAAUGUCUCUCAUUCCACAGCAGUCAUUUUCAGCACCAGUGAGCUGUAGCACACCAAAGUCACAUUAUUCUGGGAAAAAAAUACACACCCAGAAAAUCACAAUUGUCAAAAAAAAAGUUAAAAAAUAUCGUGACAUGGCAAGACGGCUGAAAUUAAAAUUUGUGUCGUCUAAGAAGAAAUUUUCUACAGCUCAUUCUCUUGAAAAAACCCUUUCCAGUCAAGGAGUUAGUAAAAAAUUAUCUUCUUUUAUUCAACGCCAGGUAACAUUGAAUACCCAGAAAACAAAAAGAAGACGUUUUACGCAUUCAGAUAAAAUCGAUGCCUACCGCAUCUACAGCAAAAGUCGGGCAGCUUAUCGUGUUUUGAAAGAGUUCCUUGAACUUCCAGCUGAACGAACUCUUCAACGUUUUGUCUCAUCAAAAUUGUCAUGUACAGGAAUCAGUGCAGAUAUCAUAUCAGCACUAAAACAAGUUUUACAAAAUAAGGAAAAUCACGAAAGAAUGUUUGCAUUGAUCUUUGAUGAUGAGAUGUCAUUGAAACCCUGUCUAGUAGGUGGUUUUCCCAGUGAUUCAAUUGCAAAUCAUGUACUAGUAUUAAUGCUGAGAAGUUUAACCAGCAAGAAGAAACUUCCACUUGGAUUUUACUUCUCCAACCAUGCAAUAAAUGCAGAAAGACUGAGAGAAAUACUCACAGAAGCUUUAACAAAAUUAUCGGAUGCUAAUGCCGUAGUUAAAGCUCUGGUUUGUGACCAGGGGGGAAAUAAUAGUAGGUUGUUUAGAAUUUUAGGAGUGGAUUCUCUUAAACCAUUCUUUGAUUUUAAUGGACAGACUAUUUAUUGUUUGUUUGAUCCACCACAUCUUUUGAAAAAUUUGAGGAGGAAUCUUAUGAAGUAUGACCUGCAGACAAGUAAAGGAUUCGUAUCUUUCAAAUACAUUCGAGACUUCCAUGAAGUAGAUAAAACACUGCUUAUCCGCUGUGCACCGAAAAUGACUGAUGCACACUUAAAUACAAUGGGAUUAAACUCCAUGAAAGUUGCUCUUGCUGCACAAGUGUUCAGCCACACAGUAGCAGCAGGAAUGAACCUGUGUAUUUUGUCUGGACUGAUAGAAGCAAGUGCUGCUCCAACAGUAGAGUUCAUUCUAAAGAUUGACAAUUUGUUUGACUCCAUGAAUGGAACUCGAAAGAAUCCUUUAAGAGGAAAACAGCUCCAUUGUGCAGUGAAAGAAGGUUCUGCACAUAUUAAUUUUUGGAAAGAGAUGAUAGCAUAUGUUGAAUCAUGGGUUUUU
Stegodyphus dumicola is the source of this 2200-nucleotide messenger RNA. RefSeq lists its product as uncharacterized. The record is from RefSeq and is a predicted model, not a curated record. NCBI's taxonomy places the organism in Eukaryota, Metazoa, Arthropoda, Arachnida, Araneae, Eresidae.